AAAUGAGUGCUGCUGCCAAUCGAAGUAAAAGAGUAAUUAAACCUCCAAGAAACAUCAGCCCUGAAACAACUCCAACAAAGCGGAAAAAAGCGUCCUCAGUGACUAAUGAACAUGCAACAAAGAAGACUCCAGAGACACAAAGCAUUGUGAAGGCAGAGGUGAAGGUGGAAACCGUCGUUGUUGCUGUUGAGACAGAGGAAGUGAUCGUUGAUAGUCAAGAGAGAUUUUCCACAGAGACCCAGGACAAGAUACCCAUCUUCAAAGAUCCCACAUUUGUCCAUUCAACCAAAGGAAAUGCAGGAAGUAAGAAAUCGAGAGUGUGGAAGAACUUGAAACAAAUUGUCACAGCAGAGAAAUUGUUACCGUGGAAACCUGAUGAUGUAACAUAUGGCUCUAUUGAUGCUCCACCUUCCUUUAAACCUGCGAAAAAAUAUUCUGACAUAUCUGGACUUCCAGCUUACUAUACAGAUCCAGAGACAAAACUGAGGUAUGCAACAGCGGAAGAAUUUUCUCGGAUUAGAAUGAUGACAGGUGAUGUAGUCUCAGGGUGUCUGGCUCUGCGGCGGGCCACCACUGUAGUGCCCUGAAUACCACUGUAAUACCCUGAAGAUCACUGUCAUACCCUAACAACUACUGUGAGACCCUAAACACCUCUGAAGUACUACACUCUGAACUCCAUGAUAUUGAUUUACAAAACUAAUAGAAAGAUGAAAGCAUCUAGGUAUUAAUAAAAUGGGAAUCACUCUGACUUAAGUGUGGAAUUAAUUAAUAGAGAGAAUGCUUGGAAGUAGAAAAAAACAGACUUGGUUUGUAGAUUUAAAUUUUAGGAAGUUUUAAUGAACAAUGGAUGCUGAAUGUGUAAUUGUCUUUACAUGUAUGUGUAUUGAAUUGGGUUUGUAAAUAUGUGUUAGUGUACACAACACUUAUUGAACACUUACUGAUUUAUUUAUUCAUACAUCUAUUUUGUAUAAUAAAUAAUUAUUUCUUUU
Saccostrea echinata is the source of this 989-nucleotide messenger RNA. Its product is annotated as INO80 complex subunit C-like. The record is from RefSeq and is a predicted model, not a curated record. Gene Ontology annotation, cellular component: Ino80 complex. Gene Ontology annotation, biological process: chromatin remodeling. Lineage: Eukaryota; Metazoa; Mollusca; Bivalvia; Ostreida; Ostreidae. The coding region runs from base 3 to 587 and encodes 194 amino acids. The transcript has 5 exons.